AAGAGAUUGAUUGUUUAUUUAUUUAUUUAAUUUAUCUGGAAAAAUAUUAAUAUUCUAUUAAAGAUGAGUUUUUGUACCUGAAACGAAAAUGGAGAGAAUCUAGAGUCUCUUUAAGACAAACUCAUAUAAUUUCUUUCUCUCUCGAAAAGAGAAAAAUAAAUCAAAUGAAAACCUUUGAAUGGAGGAAAGAGAUGGAAUGGGAGGAUGAGAGAGACCCUUCUUCUUCUCCUAUAAGUUAAUUUUUUCUCGUCUGUUUCUGCGGAUUUCUUUUUGUUUGUCUGCAAUUUUCUCUCUCUCUCUCUCUCUCUCUCUCUCUCUCUCUCUCUCUUAUUUCUCUCUCUAAAUCUUCCUAGAGAGAAUGGCCCAGCAGAUCCAAAAUCUUUCGUCUAAUCGAACUUUCUCAUGGAUUUUCUGAAAUUCUCGCCUUGAUGUCUCAGCUCAUUUUGGGUUGAUAUUCCCAGAUUCUUGAUUCCUGAUAUCUGGGGUCUCUUCCUUCUUCUCUGUUCUCGAGCUUUUUAUUAGUUCUCAACUCAAACUCCACUGAUAUCCUUUGUGGGUUCUUCAAAAUAUUAUUUGUCUAAUUUAAGAGGUAGAAAUGGGGGCAAACAUGCAGUAUAAUAGCUAUUUCUCAGGAUAUCACUCCGCAAGGAAUCUUAACUUGGAUGCCAACGCUAGUACAUGGCCCUUAGAUUUUAAUGACAAAGUUUCAGAGAGUGGAAAUUACUAUAACGGCUAUUUGUCUCCCAACUAUCUUUUAACAUACAACAAAGAACUGUUAAAGCAGACAAUGCUCAAGCAUGAAACAAUUUUUAAAGAUCAGAUUCAGGAGCUCCAUCGCCUUUACAGAAGACAAAUGGAAUUGAUGAGUGAAAUUAGAAGGAAUGAAUUGCACAAGUCUUAUUCAAGGUUUGAGGCAUCACAUUCAGAUACUGUAUUCUUUCAAACAUCAUCUGAACAGUUCCCAAAGACUUUUCAAGUCCCCAAAUUUGGCCCAAUAAACCCUGCAGACAGUCCAAUGUCUAUUUCUGGUUCUGAAAAGCUCUCACCUUUGAUUUCAGUACAAGGGAAAAACAUUCAACUAUGUUCUCCUUACUCUACUAAAUCUGAAGUGUGCUCAAAAGAUUUUCUAUUAUCAGAAUCUAACGACAAGAAAUUCGGGAAGAAAUCGUUGGAUCUUCAACUGACUGCUGUUGAGUACUUUAAUGGUGAAGACAAGGUCCUCUUAGAUGAUAAAAUGGUUUCUGAUAUGCCUGAGAAAUCCAGUCAGUCUGUGAAGACAUCUCCACAAGUAGUGUACACCAGUGAUGUAAAAUCAUUUUUUGGAAGUGAUGUAUUGAACUCUCUUUUUCACGCGACUAACAAAAUCCCUGCUUCAAUAUUAGAGAAACAGGAAGCAUCCAUUAAAUAUUCAUUGGAGGAAUCUUUUCAAAAUACCCAAAAAUUGCCAGAUCUUGGUCCAUCAAAUUUUGUAUUGGCGGAAACUGAAAGAAAAGAGGGGCAGUUAUCCUGUCAUGACAAGUCUGCUGAUUUUUUUUUCCAAGAGAAAUCCAGAAGCAGCUUGAAUCCUUUUCAUCGAGGUCUAAACGAUGAUAAAUUGUCCUCUUUGUCUGGUCUCUUGCAAAAGGACCGCGAGCUAGUUCAGGAAAAUUCAUCUUUUCAUCAGGGAAACCAUACUUCAUUUGUUGAAAGAGGAAUUUAUGAUUUGGAGUGCUCGAGAAAGAAUGAUGCUCCCUCAGUUGACAAAUAUAGUGGACCACAUGGUACUUUUUCUGAGAACAUUUUCAGGGACCAUGGUGGUCCUCAGGUCAAUAUUACAAAUUCCCAGUCAUCAAUUCUUGCUUUGAAAAACUUUGGUGACUCUACACGGAAUCCAGUUGCAGUUCAGGCACUGCCUUGUUUUAACACCUCUGCACCAUUGGAUAAAAGGCGUAGAUUAGCAAUAGGAAGACUGGAGCUCGAUGGAGACAGCAAGUUGGUGUCUAAUCAUGACCUAUCAGAGCAUAAAGGUUCAUUUAACUUGAAUUCCAGACCACAAAACUUUUCUUCAGAGUUUGUGGUUUCGAAAGGUAUUCAGCCAGCACAGGGAGUCAGAAAAUGUGAAUAUUCAGUCAGUGGGUUUGAUUGGCUUGGGAAAGACAAUAGUGGACGUGGAAAUUCAGCGCAGGUGGAGGGGAUGGAAAAAUGUGAAUAUUCUGCUAGUGAGUUUGCUUGGCUUGGGAAAGACGGUAGUGGGCAUGGAAAUUCAGCUCAGGUGGAGUCUCUUUCUUUAAAAGCUUGUUCUGUUGGUAAGCAUGUUGAACCUAAGAAUGUUGAAGCACUUGACUCCUUGAGUAAACUGAUCUCUGGAUCUCAUGACUCUAACAAAUCUUACAUUUCUGAUCGUCACUGCUCUUCUAGCAACAACCCCUCAAUAACCUGUCAAAGCCUGGUUAAAGAUGUGAGGCCCAAAGGAAAAGUAUUUGACUUGAACUUGGCUUGUGAUUCUGUUUCUGAGCCAGAGAAUGAAUUAACUGUAGAUGAACAUGCAGUAGAGGAUGGGGUUGGCAUGAAACCUGCAGUUUUUGGUUGCCUCUUUGACCUGAACUCAUCUAUAAAUGACUUAGAUGCUCAAGAGCUGGCUCAUACAGAAGAAAUUGAUUUUGAUGCUCCUCCAAGUCCAGAAAACAAGGAGUGUUCUCCACCCAGAGGAGAAUCAGAUGAAAACCAAGUUGAGACACCCUUGAUUUUGUCUGGUCCGGAUGAACCUGAUCUGCCAGAUGAACUCACGAGAAUUGCAGCGGAUGCAAUAGUUUCCAUUUCAUCAUCAAGGUCCCAGAGUUCUGCCCAAAUAACCAGUUGCAAGCAGCUUGAAACAAUUUCACAUGACUCCCUACUUUGGUUUGCUGGCAUAGCUUCCACAGUAUUAACAGAUUCAGCAAAUGAGUUUGAAUCACUUUUGAAAACUACAAUAGAUGACAACUCUGAGGAGCUUCUACCUGAUGGAAUGGACUAUUUUGAGGCCAUGACACUGAAGCUGACAGAGACAGAAAUGGAGGACUUCUGUUGUAAAAGUAAUGGCUCAAAGGAGGAAGAAACUGGCACCUCUUCAUCUCCUACUCAGCAAAGGAAGGGUCGGACAAGGCGUGGAAAGCAGCGAAAAGACUUCCAAAGGGAGAUUCUCCCAAGCCUUGCAUCUUUGUCGAGGUAUGAGGUCACAGAGGAUCUUCAGAUUAUAGGAGGUCUGAUGGAAGCUGCUGGCACACAUUGGGAAACAGGGUCAAUGAGAUAUGCCACUAGAAACGGGUACUCGAGGGGGAGGAAGCGGGGUUCCAUUCCUAGUUCCUCCAAUGCAGGAGUGGGUUGCUCAGUUGAGCCACUGUUGAAACAACUGAAUAGUAGCAACAACAAGCUGGUCAACGAAGAGAGAAGUGUAGUAUGUUGGGGAAAGGUGACUAGGAGGCGCCGGGGACAGAGAUGUCCGGUUAGAGUUAGUAAUCCACACCUUAUACUAAGUCAAGUUUAGUAAAAUUGAUGCAUAAAGAGACCAUUUUUCUUCUUCUUUUGUUUUAUUCUGAAUUAUUGGAAUCUCUUGUAAAUGUUUUCUAAGACUUGGACAUACAUAUAUGAGGUGUUUGAAUAGGAAAAGAAGCCAUGACAUACGUAAGCUAUUUCAGGUGUAGAUAGUUUCAAUGUUGUGAUAUGCUUAAUUUAAGCUAUAAAAUGCAACUUUUAACUA
Cannabis sativa is the source of this 3715-nucleotide messenger RNA. RefSeq lists its product as uncharacterized. The record is from RefSeq and is a predicted model, not a curated record. Lineage: Eukaryota; Viridiplantae; Streptophyta; Magnoliopsida; Rosales; Cannabaceae. Bases 596 to 3502 code for a protein of 968 amino acids. The transcript has 4 exons.